This is a messenger RNA of Sphaeramia orbicularis (orbiculate cardinalfish), 1624 nucleotides long. RefSeq names its product gamma-aminobutyric acid type A receptor subunit rho3a (gene gabrr3a). Gene Ontology annotation, molecular function: extracellular ligand-gated monoatomic ion channel activity; transmembrane signaling receptor activity. Gene Ontology annotation, biological process: monoatomic ion transmembrane transport. The coding region runs from base 1 to 1422 and encodes 473 amino acids. The record is from RefSeq and is a predicted model, not a curated record. The transcript has 9 exons. Lineage: Eukaryota; Metazoa; Chordata; Actinopteri; Kurtiformes; Apogonidae. Gene Ontology annotation, cellular component: membrane.
AUGAGACUGGCCCUCCUGGCCUUCAGACUGAUGUGCUUGGCCUGGUUGUGGCCUGUCACCCAGCUCAACAGCAGCCACUUCCCAAACAAGAGGAGACACAAGGAGCCAUAUCUGGGGGAGAACACCAAACAAAAGCAUGGAGGUCGGGUGGAUCUGAAGAUGAAAAAGCUGGACAGCACCAAGUCACUGCUAAUUAAGUCUGAGCAGCUGCUUCGGAUUGAAGACCAUGACUUUGCAAUGCGUCCGGGCUUCGGAGGUUCUGCUAUCCCUGUUGGCAUUGAUGUCCAAGUAGAGAGUAUUGACAGCAUAUCUGAAGUAAACAUGGACUUUACCAUGACUUUGUAUCUGAGGCAUUACUGGCAAGACGACCGCUUGGCCUUCCCUUCCAGCAACAACAAAAGUCGUACCUUCGACUCACGGCUCGUGAAGAAGAUUUGGGUUCCUGAUGUGUUCUUUGUCCACUCUAAACGCUCUUUUAUCCAUGACACAACUAUGGAGAACAUCAUGUUGAGAGUCUUUCCUGAUGGCAAUAUCCUCUACAGCGUCAGGAUCACUGUGACCGCUCUGUGUUCUAUGGACUUCAGUAGUUUUCCUCUGGACACACAGAAUUGCUCUCUGGAGCUGGAGAGCUAUGCUUACAAUGAGAAUGACCUCAUGCUCUACUGGAAGAACGGGAACGAUUCAUUAAGGACUGACGAGAUCGUGCUCUCUCAGUUUUUUAUUGAAGACUUCCAGCCUUCCUUUGGGCUUGCCUUCUACAGCAGUACUGGAUGGUACAAUCGGCUCUACAUAAACUUCAUUCUCAGGAGGCAUAUCUUCUUCUUCAUGCUUCAGACGUACUUUCCCACAAUGCUGAUGGUGAUGUUGUCCUGGGUGUCCUUCUGGAUUGACAGGAGGGCUGUACCUGCCCGUGUUUCUCUGGGCAUCACCACUGUUCUGACUAUGUCCACCAUUAUCACUGGUGUCUCAGCCUCUAUGCCGCAGGUGUCUUACGUUAAAGCCGUAGACAUCUACCUGUGGGCCAGUUUCCUGUUUGUCUUCCUGUCUGUCAUCGAGUACGCCGCUGUCAACUACUUCACAACAGUGGAGGAGAUGAAGAAGCUCAAGAAGGCAAAGAUCCCUGCUUCCUUCAACGCCGCCACCCAGGCUAUGGUCUUUGACGGCUGUUAUCAUGACAAUGACAUCGACCUGACGUCUUUUGCAGAGGCCACCAGCACGCCAAACACAGAGAGAAACACCCAGUCACGAAACUCUACUGUGUCUGCACCCACCGAGGGCACCAGGUUACGCCGCAAGCACCCUUUAAAACACAACCUCAGCUUCAUCAUGAGCAACAGCUACAUGAUCGACUCCUAUUCCAGAGUCAUAUUUCCAUUGGCUUACCUGCUGUUCAACAUCAUUUACUGGAGUUUGUAUUCAUAAUUCACUCAUUAUGCAGCGGAAUGAACAGAAUUGAUUGUGGACUCUUUCUACAGUUAAACAGAAACAGGCUGCAGAAACAUAACUCACAUAUGUUCUCAGAUCGGAUAUGACCUUAAGUUUGCACAGUGUGUACAGUUAAGCCUGGACAUCUUGCAUUUUUCUCAAUAAAUGUACAGCUGUAAAUUAAGAAAAAAAAAAAAAA